CUGAAACGACCCACGCUUGUUAAACAGGGCAGAGCAGCUUGUAAAACCCUGGCCUCUCGGCCUCACCUCCAGGAAGUAAUCCCUGACUCGGGGGGCUGGGCGCAUCCUUCCAGGUUUUGUCCAGAGGAUUUAUUUGCUCAGACCCAACGAACGCUCACAUACAGGUUUCCGGCUCUCCUGCAUCGCCAUCAACAGGCAGUCCACGUUUCCAUCCCAUCCUUCGUGCUGUGGGUGAUGAGCCAGCCGAAGCUGCGAAAUGCAAGCCAAGUACCCGGCCAUCAAGGCCCUGAUGCGGCCGGACCCCCGGCUCAAGUGGACGGUGCUGGCGCUGGUGCUGGCGCAGCUGCUGGCCUGCUGGCUGGUGCGGGGCCUGGCGUGGCGCUGGCUGCUCUUCUGGGCCUACGCGGUCGGCGGCUGCGUGAACCACUCGCUGACGCUCGCCAUCCACGACAUCUCGCACAACGCCGCCUUCGGCACCGGCCGCGCCGCCCACAACCGCUGGCUCGCCGUGUUCGCCAACCUGCCCGUGGGGGUGCCCUACGCCGCCUCCUUCAAGAAGUACCACGUGGACCACCACCGCUACCUGGGCGGCGACGGGCUGGACGUGGACGUGCCCACGCGCCUGGAGGGCUGGCUCUUCUGCACGCCGGCGCGCAAGCUGCUCUGGCUGGCGCUGCAGCCCUUCUUCUACUCGCUGCGGCCGCUCUGCGUGCACCCCAAGGCCCUGACGCGCAUGGAGGUGAUGAACGCGCUGGUGCAGCUGGCCGCCGACGCCGCGCUCUUCGCCCUCUGGGGGCUCAAGCCCGUGGCCUACCUGCUGGCCAGCUCGCUGCUGGGCCUGGGCCUGCACCCCAUCUCGGGCCACUUCGUGGCCGAGCACUACCUGUUCCUCAAGGGCCACGAGACCUACUCCUACUACGGGCCCCUCAACUGGAUCACCUUCAACGUGGGCUACCACAUGGAGCAUCACGACUUCCCCAGCAUCCCGGGCCGCCACCUGCCGCUGGCCUCAGGCCAGCGGGUCUCCUUCCCGGCCAGCCCCCCACCCUGGGGAACUACGGCUGCUCCAGGCUUUGUGCUUAGGCAGCUCCCCUACGGGUCCUGCUUGGGGGUCCGCGUGGCCCUGAGGCCUGUGAGCAGCCUGCCCGUCUCCAGCCCAGGGGCCACCCGCUGA
Suricata suricatta (meerkat) is the source of this 1174-nucleotide messenger RNA. It is a transcript of the gene DEGS2, whose product is annotated as delta 4-desaturase, sphingolipid 2. The coding region runs from base 257 to 1174 and encodes 305 amino acids. Gene Ontology annotation, biological process: sphinganine metabolic process; ceramide biosynthetic process. Lineage: Eukaryota; Metazoa; Chordata; Mammalia; Carnivora; Herpestidae. Gene Ontology annotation, molecular function: sphingolipid delta-4 desaturase activity. The transcript is spliced from 5 exons. The record is from RefSeq and is a predicted model, not a curated record.